Molecule: messenger RNA, 846 nt
Organism: Fonsecaea erecta
Lineage: Eukaryota; Fungi; Ascomycota; Eurotiomycetes; Chaetothyriales; Herpotrichiellaceae
Exons: 1
Coding region: 1-846 (281 amino acids)
Source: RefSeq, a predicted model, not a curated record
AUGACCACGGUGAACGGCUACAGAGCUAUAAACGGAGACUCAACUCCUGAUAGUCGACCGAACCAAGGCACUGAAGAUGAGAAUGAUCCUCUCCUUGGAAAGAGAGACUCGGCUCGGUCUCUGACUCGCUUUCGGGGCUAUUUGAACGAGGACAUCGACAGACGCUGGGCUGAUCUGCUGCUGCUGCUGUCGUAUGUGAUCACGGGGCUUCUCGAUAGCUCCGCAGUUUUCAUUUGGGGCUCUUUCGUGAGCAUGCAAACUGGCAACACCGUCUACCUUGGUCUGGGCCUUGUUGAACCGACUAAAGGAACGCGAUGGAUCAGGUCACUCACCUCAAUCGCUUUCUUUUGCUUUGGUUCAUUCUGCUUCAGUCGCUUCCACCGCCGCUUCUCGCCAAAACGUCGUUGGGUUCUGCUGGCCUCGUUUGCCAUCCAAUUGCUCCUGGUCGUGGUGGCUGCUGUUGUUGUCAUGGUUGACAGCAAGCAAGGAAAUGACCUUCGGUGGGAAGUCAUCGUCCCUCUCUCACUGGUUGCGUUCCAGAGUAGCGGACAAGCUGUGACCAGCCGGGCUCUGCAAUAUAACAGCCUCACCAGCGUGGUUUUGACAAGCAUCUACUGCGACCUGUUCUCUGAUCCGCUGAUUAUGGCGGGCCUCACGCAGAAUGCAGAGAGGAACCGCAGGGCCGCCGCACCGCUAUUGCUGCUGUUCGGGGCAGUUCUUGGAGGCCUAUGGGCACAUAGUCCAGUAGGCCUUGCUGGUGCGUUGUGGACAGCAGCCGCCUUGAAAAUCACCAUCAUUCUCGCAUUCUUUCUGUGGAGGGCCCAACCACAGGCCCAGAGCCGCUGA